AAGUACACGUGUCAUCAUCCAUUUCCGCCGUGUUGUGAACAGCACGCGCAAAGCAUGGAGGAGAAACUUCAUUUAGAUUUAGAGGAUUUCUCCUCAGAGUCUGGACUGCUGGACACGGUUAUCAAAGAAAUACAGAAUCAAGAUCCUCUGUUUAUCAUCGGGAUAUUUGUGGCACUUGUGGUUGUAAUUCUCACUGUCGCUUACUUCGGAAAUGUAUUUGGCUCCAGCAAAGUGAGAAAUGUUGUGCUUCUGCUGGGAUUGUGUGACUCUGGCAAAACACUGUUGUUCACACGAUUACUAACAGGAAGGUUUUUGAGAACUCAGACGUCCAUUACAGAGAGCAGCGCAUUAUACAGAAGCAAAAAUGACAGAGGCACCAGCUGGACUCUCAUCGAUGUUCCUGGACACGAGAGUUUAAGAUCUCAGAUUUUGGAGAAGUACAAGGCCAUAGCUCGAGCCAUCGUGUUUGUGGUGGACAGCAGUGUUUUCCAGAAGGACGUCAGAGAUGUGGCUGAAUUUCUCUAUUCAAUCCUUACGGACAACAUGGUAGCAAAAAAUGGCCCAACUCUUUUAGUAGCCUGCAACAAACAAGAUGUAACUAUGGCCAAAUCAGCUAAAUUAAUUCAGCAGCAGUUGGAAAAGGAGCUGAACACCCUGAGACUCACAAGAUCAGCAGCGCUCUCAUCUCAGGACGGGCCUGUGGGGACUGCCUCUGUGUUUCUGGGGAAGAAGGGGAAAGAUUUCGACUUCUCUCAGUUGACUAAUCGUGUGGAGUUUGUUGAGUGCAGUGCAUGUGAUAGUAAAGGAGAAGAUGGAGAUGCUGAUGUUGAUGCACUGGAAAAGUUUCUAGCCAAACUCUGACUUCAAUCUUUAACAACUGGAAUCAUUCAGACAUUUGUUGUACUUUGUUGUGAUUACAUGAAUAGAUACAGGACAAUGUGUGUUGUGUAAAAUGUUUAUUUGGAUCUUUUGUUACUUUAGUUUUCAGUUGGUUAAAAUCAUUGAUGUGGCUCUUCGAAUGAAAUUGAAGUGAGGUUCGCAUUUUGUGUCUGUAUUGAUUAAACCUUGAGUUUUAAAACUCCGAUGACAAUUAUUGGUUUUAAAAGCCUUGACCUGAUGAAGAAGUGUUCACUCAAAAUACAAGUUCAAUAAAUUAUCCACGCUCAAAAAGCA
Molecule: messenger RNA, 1173 nt
Organism: Triplophysa dalaica
Lineage: Eukaryota; Metazoa; Chordata; Actinopteri; Cypriniformes; Nemacheilidae
Gene: srprb
Product: SRP receptor subunit beta
Exons: 7
Coding region: 55-861 (268 amino acids)
Biological process (GO): protein localization to organelle; Golgi to plasma membrane protein transport; intracellular protein transport
Cellular component (GO): Golgi apparatus
Molecular function (GO): GTP binding
Source: RefSeq, a predicted model, not a curated record